CAGACGUUGAGGGUGGCGCUUAUCGCUGCCCUGGCAGCUUGCGCCAUUCGUGCGCAUCGCUAAUCAUAUCGCACACCACCACUUCAAGUAUUCGCUCCUGUCGUCGCCGACGACAGCGUACAAAGCAAUGAAGGCCGACGUCGAGAAGGCAUCCCUUCUGGAGGACGCCCAAUCGAGCGAGGAACCUGCAAAGACUCGCCGUACCAUCGGACGCAGACUCACGAGGGCGGUCCUCAUAUUCUAUGCCUUCGUCACUGUGUAUGUGCUGGCAAAGAGGGUGCUCCUCAAACAACACCCUAGACUGGACAUUGAGGCCGAUACUCCCGGCUCUUGGGCGUUGAAUCUCGCGGUCAAUCCUGCGCGUCCGAGGUUGUCUGGAAAGAAAGCAGAAGAACUGUUCCUGGCGACGCCUGAACCGGCCAGCGCAUUCGCUGCGUCCCGUGCUUAUGCAACCCACCCUCACCUCGCAGGCUCGUCCGAGGACUUCGAGGAUGCCAAAGCAAUUCUCCAGCUCUUCCGGUCUCAGUUUCAUAUCCACGCUCUCCCCGGUGUGCCAGACCCUAUCUUCCCCGCGGGGUCUCGCGCCUCCCGUGCCAUGACACUCGGUAUCAACAAGCAUCGCACUCCCUAUGCGUGGAUCGACGUCUAUUACCCCGUCAUGAACACACCCAUCAGCCACAGCCUAGAGCUGUUGGAUGAAGAGGCAGGCAAAGCCGUGUGGACUGCUGAGCUGGAGGAGGACGGCGACCCGCGUGACCCUGAGGCGGCGAAGUACCGCGUUGCGGUCCCAGCAUGGCAUGGACUGAGUGCGGACGGCGAGGCCGAAGGCGAGCUUGUGUAUGUGAACUACGGACGGAAGGAGGAUUAUGACGAGGUGCUCGCAAAGGGGGGCAACUUCACCGGGAAGAUUGUGCUUGCGCGCUAUGGCGCGAUCUUCCGUGGGCUCAAAAUUCAACUCGCUCAGACGCAUGGUGCGGCUGGCGUGCUGAUCUACUCGGAUCCGCGCGAUGACGGGAGCGUGACGGUCGAGAACGGGUACGCGCCUUACCCCGAGGGGCCCGCGCGCAACCCAUCUGCGGUGCAGCGCGGCAGUGUACAAUUUAUCAGCGCAUACCCCGGUGACCCGACGACUCCCGGACGGCCAGCGUACAAGGACGUGGAGCGCGACGAGGGUACGAACAUCCCCAAGAUUCCGAGCUUGCCGAUUGGAUGGGGGAACGCGCAGAGAUUGCUGGAGGAGCUGGGCGGGACGGACGAGGGAAGAGUGAUUAAUGGAGAAGCGAGUAAACGGAAGGUAAAGCUGGUUAACCGAGUGGACAACAAGGUGACACCGAUUUGGAACACCAUGCUGGCCAUCCCAGGCCACAUCCGCAAUGAAACCGUCCUCCUUGGAUGUCAUCGUGAUGCUUGGGUCAUGGGAGGCGCUGAUCCUGUUUCUGGUACUGUCUCGCUUCAUGAGGUCAUUCGAGGGUUCGGUGCACUGUACAAGAGCGGCUGGAGACCUCUGAGGAAUAUCGUGAUUGCCAGCUGGGAUGCUGAGGAGUAUGGCCUCAUCGGAAGCACUGAGUGGGCGGAGGACUUCCCCGAGUGGAUUUCCGAAAACGUGGUGGCGUAUCUCAAUGUCGAUGUCUCCGUGUCCGGUUCUCGCUGGGGCGCCUCCGCAUCGCCCUCACUCGCGCACCUGAUACGCCAGUCUGCAAAGGACGUGCCGCACCCAACGAUUGCCGGAAAAACGCUCUGGGAUGCCAGGGAGGAUGCAGGCACAUUUGAAGGCGCAGUCGAUGAGGAGUUCCUGCAGAUUUACAAGGCGGCGCGCGCGUCUGAGACGGGUGUGAGCCCGUUGGGCUCAGGCAGUGACUAUACGCCGUUCUUGCAGAGGCUUGGGGUCGCGAGCAUGGACCAGGGCUUCGGUGGCACGCCAACGGAUGCACCCUACCACUACCACUCGAUCUACGACUCGCAAGCGUGGCAGGAGCGCUACGGGGAUCCUGGCUUCCAUCGCCAUGUUGCUGUGGCUAAGCAUAUGGGCUUAACUGCUCUCCGCAUCAUCGAUGCCGUCGUUGUGCCGUUCAACACCACGCAGUAUUCGUUGGAGCUUGACAGCUAUCUUGAUAAGGUUGAAAACAUUGCCUCUUCGCUCGCUGUCACUCCCGACUUCACGAACUUGCGUAGCUCCAUCGCCACCCUGCAAUCAGCGAGCAACGCUCUCGAUGUAGAGAAGGCCGAUGCGGAGAAGAAGUUCAAGGACGCUCUCGACAAGUUGCCCGUCAAGGAGAGUCAUUGCUCUGGCAAGAUGGACCACCCGCACCUGCCAGACUGGCUCAAGAAGAUCCUGCGCAAGAUUCAUCGCCACAGAAAGGACAACCUGCCCAAGGAUAUCGAGGACUUCAUCAAGGCUGCACAGCGCGUGGAGAAGGUAAAUGCGAAGCUGAAGGCGUUCGAGGCAGGGUUCAUCUCGGAAGAGGGUAUCAACGAGCGAGAAUGGUAUAAGCACCUGGUCGUGGCACCGGGGAAGUACCUCGGAUACGGAGCUACAACGCUGCCUGCUGUCACCGAGGCACUCACCCUCGAGAAGAACAGCACUCUGGCGGAAAUCGAGGCCAAACGAGUGUCGAAGCUUAUCGACAACCUCGCACAAACGAUUGCAGUGUGAUAUGAUAUGUGUUAUGUUAUUCAGAAUUUGGAACACACUAGAGGUACACUGAGGAAUUGUCUUGGAAAUAGAUUCUUGACGAGUUCGAGCGGUGGCAUCGUUCGAAAGGUCGUUCUCUGUGAGUGAGGGGUGGGUCCUCAGUCUGAGGUCCGUCCUCGAGUGCGCUG
Molecule: messenger RNA, 2820 nt
Organism: Laetiporus sulphureus 93-53
Lineage: Eukaryota; Fungi; Basidiomycota; Agaricomycetes; Polyporales; Laetiporaceae
Product: Zn-dependent exopeptidase
Exons: 11
Coding region: 128-2653 (841 amino acids)
Molecular function (GO): carboxypeptidase activity
Source: RefSeq, a predicted model, not a curated record